GUGAAGUGUCUUUAAAUUUGAGAGGGAGAGGCAAAGCAUGAGUAUUACAUUGGUUAGGGCAAGGAUCAGACAACAGGGUUUUUUUUGUUUGUUUGUUUUUCUGCUUUCUUUCAGAUGGAGACUUUUUUGAAAGAGCUAAGUUUAGCCUGUAAGCAUUUGAUUGAGUUUAGAGACAUGUAUGAGUAUGAGAAUCGCAUAAAAACCUUCAGAGAUUGGCCUUUUAUGGAGAAUUGCAAAUGUACCCCUGAGCAUAUGGCCAGGGCUGGCUUUAUCCACUGUCCAAGUGCAAAUGAACCUGAUGUGGCAAAAUGUUUCUUCUGCCUGAUAGAGCUGGAGGGCUGGGAGCCAGAUGAUGAUCCACAGGUAGAGCACUCCAAACGUCCUAGCAACUGUGGGUUUUUAUCCCUUACUAAGAACUUUGAUGAUCUGACAAUGGAGGAGUACUAUAUGCUGGAGAUGGACCGGCUGAGGACUUUUCUUUGCAAAACUGGCAGAAGCACAAUGAAGUCCUUUGAAGAAGAAGUUGAUGCAACCAGAAAACGCCUCAUUGAUCACUUUAUCAGCAAACAUCAGUACGCUUCAGAGCCAAAGAUGCCACUAUCAGAGUCUCCCUCAACAUGCUGAUUUUACUGCACAAAGUUCAGGAAGCCACCAGGACCCCCAAAUGCAGCCCACUGGGCAAAAACAAGAUGCAAUAUCCACAGACUUUCAGGAAGGUUUGUUCAUAUCUAAUUUUCAUGUAGCAUGGCCUAAACAUUGAUCUUAUUGGUACUUGGAAUAGAUAUCUCAGAUUCAGUUGUCUGAAUAAUAAAGUACUAAUUUCUGUAGACACAAAGUACAUAGCUGAUAUUUACUACAGGUAUUAUAUUUUGAUCACUAUGGCAGAUGUGGACCAAUAAAUCUCCCAAUAAACUGGUGUUUAUAAAAUAAAAUGUACAUUGAAUUUUUAAGCAGAAUACUUCUGUACUGUUUUUAGAUGGUCAAAUAUCUGUAUUCUUUAAAUAAAGAUUUACAGCUGAGUGUGUACACCUGACCUGUGAUAUACCCAAGCUUUAGGAAUGUUCAACUCAACAGACUCACUGCUGGGCUUUUUGCUGCCUUUCAAGUAGCCACGGUAUCUGCCACUUAUCAGUAAAUAUGUAGCUUGUGAAGGUGACCUUAUCAGCCAGUUCCCAAUACUUGUCAUAACCUUCAGAAGGACUUGAAUAAAAGAACUAUUGUUGGUGACAACUUA
Dermochelys coriacea (leatherback sea turtle) is the source of this 1234-nucleotide messenger RNA. Its product is annotated as baculoviral IAP repeat-containing protein 5.1-like. The record is from RefSeq and is a predicted model, not a curated record. NCBI's taxonomy places the organism in Eukaryota, Metazoa, Chordata, Testudines, Dermochelyidae. The transcript is spliced from 4 exons. The coding region runs from base 115 to 624 and encodes 169 amino acids.